Molecule: messenger RNA, 6942 nt
Organism: Nematostella vectensis (starlet sea anemone)
Lineage: Eukaryota; Metazoa; Cnidaria; Anthozoa; Actiniaria; Edwardsiidae
Product: unconventional myosin-Ie-like
Exons: 26
Coding region: 693-6527 (1944 amino acids)
Biological process (GO): actin filament organization; vesicle transport along actin filament
Cellular component (GO): vesicle; myosin complex; microvillus
Molecular function (GO): microfilament motor activity; actin filament binding; ATP binding
Source: RefSeq, a predicted model, not a curated record
CUGAGAGUUUUAAAGUAAUAAGCUCUAUAUUAAAAAGAAAAUCGUUAACAUAUCAGUCUGGGACAAAUAGCUUAGUUUUCACGUGGUAACCAUAGUAAAGCUUUACUCAACAUGAAACAUUGCUUACAAUAAAGCAAGCUAAAACAAAAUGGCUGCCAAUCUAAUUAACAAUCUGCUGACCAAACUCAGACCUUGGAGGCUCAUCAAAUGUAAUAUCACCCCGGUCAUUUCAUAGCACAAGGAAAUUGUUCUGCUUCCAUGCUUAUCACUUUUAGCGGUUAUAGCAGGGGAAUGGUAACCUUGCCACUUGCUAGCACCCCACCCAAAGGACAGGAAAACUGUACAAGAAAUUCUCUAUGAAUUUACCCAGGUGCUUACAGCAAAGGUAUAGGAAGUUUCCAUUUUUUGCUGGUAGAUGAAAGCUAAAAACCAGUCUCCCACAAAAACAGAGAGAGUUGGGAGGCAUGUACUCGCCAAAGCAAAAUCCUCUUGACGGAACGAAAGAGUAAGCAGUUACACAUAGUCCUGUAGUAUUCGGUAUACCUGUGUAGCGCCCGCAUUGCAUGUUGGGGCACGUGUUUGUAACUGAGUUGAGUGAGUCGCCAUCUUGAAUAAAACGUUGAGUUUGUACACUCGGUUUUCCCUCUCACUACGAGCGGAUACUACCUGGUGGCAGCGUUUUAAAAGCAGAAAUGCUGGACCCAGAAGAUGCCUCUAGCUCUCAUAAACUCCGAAUACAGUUUCCUCUUCCGGAAAAGUUCGCUUCGGGCAAACAGGGCCUCGAGCAAAUUGAGAACUGGACGAAAUGGAUCAAGAGAUUUGAACGGUACAGGACUGCUUCGGGACUCAAAGACAAGACGGAUACCGAGCAGGUCAGCACUCUACUCUACGCUAUGGGAGACUGUGCAGAUGAUAUUUUAGCGACGUUGAAAGUCGACGAAUCGAAGGCGAGUUAUAGUGAGAUGAAAACGGCACUCGAGACGUAUUUUGGCGCACGCCGAAACGUUGUUGUGGACAGGGCUCGAUUCAACAGGCGAGUUCAGAAGCCAGCAAAAUUUGGGCUUGCCGAGCCAUCGUACUACUACUACUUGAAUCAAAGUGGGACAUACACAGUAGAUGGCACAGAUGAUGUAAAAGAAUAUGAAGAGACAAGAAAAGCCAUGGAUGUUAUUGGCAUCAGUGAUGAGAUUCAAGCAGAUGUGCUGGCUCUAGUUGCUGGUGUACUACAUUUAGGAAAUAUAUCCUUUAGGGAAGAUGGAAAUUAUGCUGUUCCUUUAGAUGAGGAAUUUUUAUCAUAUCCUGCAUAUCUUUUUGCUGUUGAUGCUGAGUUACUAAAGGAGAAAUUGACAAGUCGUGUGAUGGACAGCAAAUGGGGAGGGAAGACAGAAACAAUCAACAUGCGACUCAAUGUUGAACAGGCAUGUUACACAAGAGAUGCACUGGCAAAGGCAUUAUACACUAGAAUGUUUGAUUACUUGGUGCAGGCUGUCAACAAGGCCAUGCAGAAAGAUGUGGAAGAACUAACAAUAGGUGUUUUGGACAUCUACGGAUUUGAAAUUUUUCAGAAAAAUGGCUUUGAGCAAUUCUGCAUCAACUUUGUGAACGAAAAGCUUCAACAGAUUUUCAUUGAGCUUACACUAAAGGCAGAACAGGAAGAGUACGUGGAAGAAGGCAUUCAGUGGACGCCCAUUGAUUACUUCAACAACAAGAUCGUGUGUGACCUCAUCGAGUCUAAGCGACCGCCAGGUAUUAUGUGUGUGGUCGACGAUGUUUGUGCCACAAUGCACGCUGUCGGAGAAGGGGCGGAUACAACAUUAUUAGAGAAACUGAACAACUCGGUAGGCAGCCACCAGCAUUUCCAAGGUGUUAGCGGUGGAUUCAUCAUCCAUCAUUACGCGGGAAAGGUCAGCUACGACAUUGAUGGCUUUUGUGAGCGAAAUCGUGACGUUCUUUUCAAGGAUCUUAUAGAGCUGAUGCAGAGUAGUGACAUCCCGUUCAUCCGGACGCUGUUCCCAGAUGACGUGAAAGCUGAGAUGAGAGGUCGACCAACGACAGCUAGUAAUAAAAUCAAGACUCAAGCAAACUUGCUCGUGGAUAAGCUCAUGAGGUGUACACCUCACUACAUCCGCUGCAUCAAACCAAACGAGACCAAGCGUGCGCAUGACUGGGAAGGAGACCGCUGCAAACAUCAAGUGGAGUACCUCGGACUCAAGGAGAACAUUCGGGUGCGACGCGCGGGAUUCGCGUACCGAAGACCCUUUGAUAAGUUCCUACAAAGGUAUGCUAUCCUGACGAAGGAGACAUGGCCGCGAUGGACUGGAGACGUCAAGAGAGGCAUCACACACCUCAUGAACGCUGUGAACAUGGAGCCGGACCAGUGGCAGAUGGGCAAGGGGAAGGUGUUCAUUAAGGCGCCCGAGUCGCUUUUCCUUCUGGAAGAACUUCGUGAGCGCAAGUUUGAUGGCUAUGCACGCCGUAUUCAGAAAGCUUACCGCUUGUACAAGAAUAGACAGUACUUUGCCGAGCUCAAACAACAAGCGACUGACAUCUUUUUCAACAAGAAGGAAAGGCAGAGAGGAAGUAUUAACCGCAACUUUGUGGGAGACUACAUCGGCUACGACGAGAAUCCUGCGCUUCGAGCGUUGGUCGAGAAACGAGAGCGAAUCGAGUUUGCAGUGACGGUUAGCAAGUACGACCGCCGGUUUAAGGCAACCAAGCGUGACCUGUUACUCUCAAGCAAACACAUAUAUCUUAUCGGCAGGGAAAAGGUCAAAAAGGGCCCUGAAAAGGGGAGAGUUUACGAAGUGGUCAAACGCAAACUGGAAAUGAAGACUGUUGGUCACGUGUCUGUCAGUCACUUGCAGGACGGCUUCGUGGUGCUCCACAUCCCAAGCGAGUACGACAGCGUGUUAGACACCGUGUUCAAGACUGAAUUCAUCACCCUGCUCUCUUCCAAGUACAAGGACGCAACAGGACGCGACCUCAAAGUCGAGUUCAUGAACAACAUCACGUUUACCGUGAAGAAGGAAGGUUGGGGCGGUGGCGGUACAAGGUUGCUGGCUUUCAGCAAAAGCGGCAUCGAUUUUACGACCGUAAAGCCUUCUGGGAAGACUCUCAACAUCUCUGUGCCCGCAGGACUUCCGCCUGACACGAGACCUGGUCGCUCAGCUGGCUCGAGUCCAAUUAAGCCACACCGAGCAGCGCCUGGAGCGCCCUCAGCCGCCCAUUACGACAAACCACAGCAUAGGAACAGGAGCGCAUCCAACGCCUUCCGCCAGUCCGCAAAACAGCCCUCGCUGCCUCGCUCUGGUGCGCGAAAUCUUGCUCGGGGUCAAGCAAAUGUGGACACUACCUUCAUGCAGACCCCGGAGUCAGGCGUGUGUGGAUUUAACCGCAUGAAUCCUGCACACGGCAAAGUCCCGCGGAUUCCAAACCGGCAGUGCGUGUCAUACUCGGCCGGCACAGGCAAGGUAGUCGAGCGGGUCAAACCAGCUCGAGCCAAAGCCGCCUCGUUCGGCGAAGGGGACAAAGCGGAAGGUGCGCCAGGCGGAGAACUGAGGUAUGGCGGAGCGGCAGAGUACCAGCGGUGCUACUUGUCCCAAAAGGAAUACCAGGAGGCUGUCCGACAGGCAAAUACGGCGAAACAAGCAAAAGAACAGCAGUACAGUGAGUCCGAGUACGCAAGGGCAGUGGCACAGGCACAGCAGCGCGUCUAUGGAACAGUGGACUCUAAACGGCAUAGGAACCAGCGAGACAGCUACGAAGCCUAUUACGGUCACAUCAGAGAACAUCUCCAGGCAGCCGCGUCUGCAGAGAGAGAAAGCGGACAAAAUCAAUCCACGAAGUAUCCCCAACAUAACGACAGUUCAGGCCGUCCAAGGCGUCCUGCUACCGCUCAUGAGCUCGGCUCUACAGCUAAACACAAUGGAUCGCCACGGCCUUCAGCAGAUUAUAUGUAUGGUACAAUGGAGCGAGUGCCUACUGCCCAGCAGCUGAUUGCAGUCAGAGCAUCACAAGUACAAUAUUCAACGUCACAGCUGAAUCAAGUGGAAAGCCGGGUCUAUGAUAUCCCCCAAGCGAACCGCCCAAGGCGCCCAGCUACAGCCAAUGAGCUAUCCUCAAAUGAUUACGGAUUUUCUCAACAUAACACUUCUGACGUGGGGCGUGGUUACAGUACAACACGUUCUUGCAGAACGACCCAACAGCUCGAGUUUUCCAGACACGCUGCGGGCACUAAUGUCCACUACAUUAAAGUUGACGACAUGGACCUACCAAGGCGCCCUGAUGUCUAUUCUAGCGGUAAGCUACCAACUGAGCCCAACCUCGCGCCCGGUUACCGCACAAAGAGUUAUCGGAUGGCAAUGCUUCGCCCUAAACGCAACGCGGCGAGACAGUCAGGGUAUGACGCUAUUGAUGAAAUGUCCUUAAUGAACGGAAGACACACAUCGCCUGAGAAGGGGUCUAAUGUCCUCACUGUCGCUACUCAGAUCACGCCCACCCCGACCAAGAACCGCUCAAAGGGCAACCUCCACGAUGAUGAUUACGUAGAUAUGUCAAGCCUCCCUCACCCGCCGCUCGAGUGGUGUGAUGACCAGGAAGACAAUCAAACAAAACUUGACUUGUGGCAAACAGGCAAAAGUAACAAGAGUUCAGCCGCCUUUUCAACGACGAUUACCAACAAACAGUUAACCGGCAUGGCAAAGUUUGUGAAAAGGAAAGGUUUGCCAAGAGAAACUUCUUCUUCAUCAAACUCCCUCCAUAUGUCGGCAAACGCACAGUCCUCGUGUUCACCAAGUGAAAACGUUUUUCCGUUGACGAAUGCGAAGUCUUCUGGUUUCAUCCCGCACACACCAGCAGCUGAUCGUGGUGGCGUCUUACUUACGUUAUUUCCGGUGGAAUCUGCUCAUCCCGGUCAAUCUUCGAAAGCCUUGGAUAUGUGCAGAUGUUCUAACAAGCCUUCUGACUUUUCCAAGCGCCAGCACGAAGUGGCGAAGAUCAACGGAAAGCGGAGCGCGUUCAGCCUGGCUUUCCCUGCUAAUGGCGUGACUACUGUUGAACGCAAUGGAAUAGUUGAGACUACUUUCCAGGGAAAACAAGUUCUCCCUUCGAAGAACACCCUAGCACCAAGUUCCAAGGAGGGUGGAGAGUCCGUGUCUCGACGAAACUCCACCGAGAAGAAAAACAAAGACCCCGAUGAGAAUCUUAAUAGGCACACCGUCGUCAAGCGAGAUUCCAUCGAGAGAAAAGAGAGCCCAGCGCAGUUCAACGGAAAUGAGCAAAAAGUUCAAAGGCAAAAUUCUGUGGGGAAAAAUGAGAGAUCCUCAGAAUUGACAGGAAGUGGACAGGUUAUCGGGAGGCAGAAUUCAUCGAAGAAGAAGGAUGGAGCGUCAGAAUUAACGGGAAAUGGACAGGGAACAGUGAGGCGGAAUUCAUCGGGAAAGAGGGAGAGAGUAUCAGAGCUCAACGAGAAUGGUGAACCUGGGCUGCGGCGGAAUUCUGCCGGAAAGAAAGGAAAAGCUCCCCCAGUCCCUGCAGGGAAAAAACCGUUCGCUUCUGAAAGCCCUUCGAAAAGGAAAGAAGUCUUGGAGAAUCUGAAAGCCCGUAUGAACAGUAAUGGCUUGAACAUCCUUCCUGAUCAAGCAACCUCUUCUGUCACUGAUAACAUUCAAGAGUUCAGCUCCCAGAACACAGACGGUCCACUUACUGACGUUCCACUCACUGACGAGGCAAUUACGCCGCUCAAUAGGACCCUGAGCCAGUCAAGUGUGACGAGACCUGAAUGGCCCGCGCCGCCGCCUCCAUUGGAGUUCCUCGAUGAAUCCACGUGCAAACCUGCCGCAAGAAAUGCUUCCACAAUGAACGAGGAAAUCACAGCAGCUCGUAGCAACCUAAAAAGUAUCACAUCAGCAAAGUCCAUGCCCGAUAUCGCCAGCAUAGAGAGACCGCCCUCCUUACGGCAGCGUAAGAAGUCUUGUGGGGAUGGGUUAAUGGAGGCUGGUGGUGACGAUGGGCCAACUGUGUCAACUGGAGGCACGGCCGAGCUCGUACAGUACCUCAAACUUAUCGCUCAGCGACGACGCAGCACUUAUUGCUCAUCGGACGAAACCUUGGACUCAUUCGACGACGAAUCAGUCAUUCAAACACCAGACAGCGACCAAAAGCCAGAUCAUAGAUGUUACGAUAGCAGGCUGCACUACUCGGAGGAAGAUUACUUUAGCGAUGAAGACGACGACGAGUUUGACGAUUUCGACGAGGAAGAGGAGAGUGUUCAGAGAGAGACGUCAAAGAAAACCCGAGGGGUGAAGAAGCCUCCUAUCCCUGGCAAACCCCGCCUGGCUCCCAAACCGACCCCAAGUCUGCCCAAGUGCAAGACGCUGUAUGCGUAUGACGCCUCGGACGUGGAUGAGUUAUCCUUUCAAGCAGACGCCAUUAUCGAGAUCAUCAAAGAGGACCCAUCUGGGUGGUGGACGGGGAAGUUAGGCGGACGAGAAGGACUCUUCCCAUCAAAUUACAUCGAGAAAAUUUAAGUCGCUCAACACCUAACCGUUCGUGCAGUUUCAUAAAGGCUCUGGGUUUACUGGGCCUGUAUCUGAUUGUCUGUUUGAGUAGCAGCUACCGACGAUUUGUCUUAUCAGCAUUUCACGUUAUUGAAACAAGCACUCCAGAUAGUACUUGCAUUCGUUCACGUGUGAUUGGUAUUUAAUUCUAACCAAUUUCUUCGGUUGCAUUUUUGUGAAUACAGUAUUUGAAUAUGACUAUUUUGUGUCGAAGAAUGAACAAAAAAAAUUAGAGCAUACAUGUCAUCAAAAUGAAAGGACAUUUUAAAGUAAUUUUGAGCAAAUGACUAUCCGUAUCCUAGUGGUGAUCGAUAUACUUAAAGUAGCAAAUAAAAUGUGCUUUGUAAAAAUCAACAUGAAGACUAAUAAAAUUAUUAUAAGUGAA